CUUUGUUUCCCAUUUAAUAUGCGAAUGGCUUCGCCCUUUGUUUCCCGAUGCUAUAUCACGGCAAGAAUACGUACGGAUUUUGAUAAUUCUGAAGAAAUAAUAUCAAAAUGACGUCCCCGGGUACGCCGUUCUCCCUGCGACCUUGGCCCAUCGGCGACAAGAAACCGAAAAACCUUGGCGAAUUCAUCGCGCGUGUCAACGCAGAGUGUGGUGGUUUUCGCAACGUAACCGAAGCUAAGCUACGCGAGGAGAUCGCCGCUGGGGAAAUUGGUACCAUCGACACACAAGAGCCCGAGGAAGAGGACGAGGAGGACGAGGAAGAGGUAGAUACCGACAAGACCAAAUAUGCUGUAGGCGCGCGAGAGGAAUUCUUGAAGAACAUCGAAUUCGCGCAUCAAUCCGCCAUGUUAGCCCUCGAUUGCGUUUCCCUCUUAUGCUCUAAACAUAAGCCACAAGAUGCGGUUAGCACCCUCUCGACGGCGCUGCGAGAACGAGUAGGCCUUGGUACGCUAGGAGCUUCCAGGGUGAGCGAGACGAAUAUUACAGAAACGCGCCAACAGGAUGAUCUUGUUGUGUCCACAGGAUGGCGACUCAUGGGUGUCAACAAUAUGGUGGACUCCGUCGUGGCUGCUGCCGAGAAGCUAGAGAAGGAAAUCGAGCUGGAAACGAAAUAUUGGGACGCUAUCCUCUCAGUUAGCGAGAGAGGCUGGGCUGUCUGUUCUAUGCCGCAGGAACCGCAUACACUCGGUGUCAUGUUCGGCUUUGCAGAAUCCAACCCCGAAUUCAGGAAAUGGAGUCUUGCCCCACUAAGGCGCAACGACGAUGGAACCGUUCGUAUGGACCUUGGCCGUGUUGGUAAAGGCUCACAAAGAGUUCGUGUUACUACAAAGAAGAAUGGUAUUAUUGUAGACCAGUCGCCUCUACCUGGACGAAUAUCGGACGAUGCGCCACUACCAGACCGAGUGCUCGAAGCCAGGAAUACCGCUUUUCACCAGGAGCUCUGGUAUGAGAUCAACAGAGAAGCACGCACCCUACUCUCUUCAAGUGUAUACUCCAACUCCUCGAAUGUUACUUGGCAACAGGAUGAAGAGACAGACGUCAUUUUCACCCUUGAAGACCUUUCCGAGCCAGAUAACUUGAACGAGAGAAUAUCCGUUGUUGAUUGUGCGUGUACCACGCAUUACGUUUACAUGCAAUUCCUUCUAUACCAAGGACAUAGACAAAACUACCAUAGACGCCGGACUAUGGCUCAGAUCCCCUCUAGCCGCGUAGCGAUGCACCAACCCUACGCUAUUCUCCGCGCGGUGAUCGCACACUCUGAAUACACGAAAAACUGCAAGACUAUGGCCGACUUCCUGGAAAACUUAGUAUCCUUACUUCAGCGCGUUGGUAUAUCUACAGCUACCUGCAGAUCAGCCUCCCAACCACUUCCCCCAGCAUUACUUCAUAAUACCUCAACCCGGCGCAAUCAAAAGAUGGAACUCAACUUCAUUAAUCACCUUGUCGGUCGCCUCGAGUCCACCUUUGAAUUGACCAUCACGCCGGAGACGCGGCUUUUCGUACGAAGCCGCAUAGUAAUUGUUCCGUACAUAGGCACUGUCUUCGGCGUCUCCUUGACGCCAUUCACCUUCCAGAUUAAUGGAAACGAGAAUAAGAAUCUUAAUAAUACAUACCAAGGAACAAACGGAGCAAACAACGGGGUAUCGAAUCCCCUCGAGACCUCGUAUCCACCAUCCGACCCUACUAGAGACCCCUAUCCUAACGCGAAGGAAGCUGCAUACUAUAUCCGACAGGCUGCCGCUCGCGCUGUAGUGACAAAGGUUAUAGAGGAGAUAUCAGAGCAACUAGAUCGCGAUGACAUCUCAUGGGCUGAAACGGUUAAUGGCCCCGGUAUUUCGGACCGCGAUGAUAAGGAAGCGCGAAUCGAGAUUACGGAGGACCAGGAUGGACGGUUAAUGCUGAGCCUACACGCCCAGUGGCUAGCCGGCAAAGAUAUCGUCAGUCGUACCUGGACAUGGCGAGCGGACAGACAGGGCAGUGGUGAUGCCAGCGGCGAGAGUCUUUCGGCACUCGUAUUGAAGGUUAUGCAGAAGAGUUCCACCAUAGAGGGCAUCAACGUGGUGGCGACCUAGAAAGCCGUUACUGACGAUGACGAUCUUGGGGACCGACAGUGGCCUCCGGUUUCUGUGCUUUCUUGGUUGCACGAUCUGGAGGAGCCGGCCCAAGACAAAGGUAACGAAAAGGAUAAGGAUAGUGAAAAGAGUGGACAUGAUGGUGUGUCUAGGUUUAACCCUGGCUGCUCAUGGGCUUAGGACCCCAAUGUAGCUUGCCCACCGUAGUAGGUGCUCGACUUAUCGAGAACCUACAAUGUGCUCUUUGGAUGGAUCGAAAUCAUCAACGCUUUUAUAUAGCUGUCCAAUCGAGGGUAUUGGAGUAGCUAAUUACUCGAUUGUCUGGCUAGCUGAAUAGCAUAGGUUUAGUUAGGCAAAUAAGAAUCAGAAUUAAUGAACCCCCUUCUAUUGUGAUAAAAAAACGUGUUUGCUAAUUAGCGCACAAUCAGGGCUAUUCCUCGAUACUUCGCGC
Molecule: messenger RNA, 2583 nt
Organism: Hypoxylon trugodes
Lineage: Eukaryota; Fungi; Ascomycota; Sordariomycetes; Xylariales; Hypoxylaceae
Product: subunit 17 of mediator complex-domain-containing protein
Exons: 2
Coding region: 108-2132 (674 amino acids)
Biological process (GO): regulation of transcription by RNA polymerase II
Cellular component (GO): core mediator complex; mediator complex
Molecular function (GO): transcription coregulator activity
Source: RefSeq, a predicted model, not a curated record